AUGACGUACCACUGAGCGCUGUGUGUGUUUGCUUGACGUCGCCUGGCUGUGGAAGGAAAUCGUUGUAUGUUGAACUGGUGAGCAGAGCCGGUCAUCCUCGGGGCUUCCCCAUCAGCAUCACAACCACAGAGGCCCUGAUCUUCACAACCCCUCCUUGUCUUCCAGGUCUGUUUUGGAUUGCCAAAAUGGUUUUAGCAGAUCUUGGGAGAAAGAUCACCUCGGCGCUGAGGUCUCUCAGCAAUGCCACCAUCAUCAAUGAGGAGGUGCUGAAUGCAAUGUUGAAGGAGGUGUGUGCUGCUCUACUAGAGGCCGAUGUCAACAUCAAGCUGGUGAAACAGCUCAGAGAAAAUGUUAAGUCUGCCAUAGAUCUAGAGGAGAUGGCAUCUGGACUGAAUAAGAGAAGGAUGAUUCAGCAUGCCGUGUUCAAGGAACUGGUGAAGUUGGUAGACCCUGGUGUUAAAGCCUGGACUCCCACCAAAGGGAAGAACAAUGUGAUCAUGUUUGUUGGUCUGCAAGGAAGCGGCAAGACCACAACCUGCUCUAAGUUGGCAUAUUACUACCAAAGAAAAGGCUGGAAAACCUGUCUAAUCUGUGCUGAUACCUUCAGAGCUGGUGCCUUUGACCAGCUCAAACAAAAUGCAACAAAAGCCAGAAUUCCCUUCUAUGGAAGUUACACAGAGAUGGACCCGGUUGUCAUAGCAGCAGAGGGUGUGGAGAAGUUUAAAACGGAGAACUUUGAGAUCAUCAUUGUGGACACCAGUGGCCGCCACAAACAGGAAGAUUCUCUGUUUGAGGAGAUGCUCCAGGUCUCCAAUGCUGUGCAACCAGACAACAUCGUGUAUGUGAUGGAUGCAUCUAUUGGCCAGGCCUGUGAGGCUCAGGCUAAAGCCUUUAAAGACAAGGUGGACGUGGCAUCAGUCAUCGUCACCAAACUGGAUGGCCAUGCUAAAGGAGGAGGAGCUCUCAGCGCGGUUGCUGCUACUAAGAGUCCCAUCAUCUUCAUAGGAACAGGAGAGCAUAUUGAUGACUUCGAGCCAUUUAAGACGCAGCCGUUCAUCAGCAAGCUGCUGGGUAUGGGCGAUAUCGAAGGUCUGAUUGAUAAAGUUAACGAGCUCAAACUGGAUGACAACGAGGAGCUGAUAGAUAAACUCAAACACGGUCAGUUCACGCUCAGAGACAUGUACGAACAGUUUCAGAACAUCAUGAAGAUGGGUCCAUUCGGACAGAUCAUGGGAAUGAUUCCAGGGUUUGGCACCGACUUCAUGAGUAAAGGGAAUGAACAGGAGUCUAUGGCCAGGCUGAAAAAGCUCAUGACCAUCAUGGACAGCAUGAACGACCAGGAGUUGGACAACAAAGAUGGCGCCAAGCUGUUCAGUAAGCAGCCUAACAGGAUCCAGAGGGUGGCGCGGGGGUCAGGGGUCGCAGCACGAGAUGUCCAGGAGUUGCUGACGCAAUAUACCAAGUUUGCCCAGAUGGUAAAGAAGAUGGGUGGCAUAAAGGGCCUGUUCAAAGGAGGCGACAUGUCGAAGAAUGUUAACCCGUCCCAGAUGGCUAAACUCAACCAGCAGAUGGCCAAGAUGAUGGACCCUCGAGUUCUCCACCACAUGGGUGGGAUGGCAGGACUGCAGUCGAUGAUGCGUCAGUUCCAGCAGGGAGCUGCUGGCAACAUGAAAGGAAUGAUGGGCUUCAACAACAUGUGACUGCAGACAGGCCAGCCUGAAGACACAGCCACCGUGUCUACCCGUCUGUCUACCUGCAUAUGGAGGAGGGGAGACAGGAGAGGAGAGAGGUGUUAUUAAUCCAUGGAGAGGAGGAAAGGCUAGUUUGAAAUAAAUCUGAUAAAAUCUCAGCUCAGUGGUGUGUCCUCUGUGCUGGACAGCAGCUGUGCUCCUUUUCAAUGGAGCACAGCUGCUGUCCAGGACAUGAAUGUGUUGGAGAGGAGCAGAGCUGGUGAGGAGUUAAUGAAACUUUUUGGUAUUUAACCCUGGAGAGGAGAAUCCUUUAACUUCAUUGUGUAUAAGAUUAUACAGAUGCUUCUCUAUCUGCUGGGGUGUUAUAAACAUGAUUAUGAUGGAGGACGCUGGCCUCAACGGCAGAAACCAUUCCCUUCCUGAAUUGAGAAAGUUGCAAUGGAUGAUAUGACAGAAUUAGUUUGACAAUAUUUUUGUCAUGUUAUAAUAAACAUUUGUAUU
Messenger RNA from Lampris incognitus (smalleye Pacific opah), 2192 nucleotides. RefSeq names its product signal recognition particle 54 (gene srp54). The record is from RefSeq and is a predicted model, not a curated record. Gene Ontology annotation, molecular function: GTP binding; endoplasmic reticulum signal sequence receptor activity; ATP hydrolysis activity. Gene Ontology annotation, biological process: SRP-dependent cotranslational protein targeting to membrane, translocation; SRP-dependent cotranslational protein targeting to membrane. Bases 186 to 1700 code for a protein of 504 amino acids. Gene Ontology annotation, cellular component: cytosol; signal recognition particle, endoplasmic reticulum targeting. The transcript is spliced from 17 exons. NCBI's taxonomy places the organism in Eukaryota, Metazoa, Chordata, Actinopteri, Lampriformes, Lampridae.